Molecule: messenger RNA, 1365 nt
Organism: Mesoplodon densirostris (Blainville's beaked whale)
Lineage: Eukaryota; Metazoa; Chordata; Mammalia; Artiodactyla; Ziphiidae
Gene: MSR1
Product: macrophage scavenger receptor 1
Exons: 9
Coding region: 1-1365 (454 amino acids)
Biological process (GO): receptor-mediated endocytosis
Cellular component (GO): membrane
Molecular function (GO): scavenger receptor activity
Source: RefSeq, a predicted model, not a curated record
AUGGAACCAUGGGAGAGCUUUCCCAAUCAACAGGAGGACACUAAUAGCUGUACAGAAUCUGUGAAGUUUGAUGCUCGCUCAAUGACCGCUUUGCUUCCUCCGAAUCCUAAAAAUGGCCCAACUCUUCAAGAGAAAAUGAAGUCUUUCAAAGCUGCACUGAUUGCCCUUUAUCUCCUUGUGUUUGUAGUUCUUGUACCUAUCAUCGGAAUAGUGGCAGCUCAACUCCUGAAAUGGGAAAUGAAGAAUUGCACAGUUGGUUCAGUUAAUGCAAAUGAUAUAUCUGCAAGUCUCGCAGGAAAAGGAAAUGACAGUGAAGAUGCAAUGAGAUUUCGAGAAGUCGUUACGGAACACAUGAGCGACGUGGAGAAGAGAAUCCAAUAUCUUUCAGAUAAUGAAGCCAAUCUCAUAGAUGCCAAGAAUUUCCAAAAUUUCAGUGUAACAACCGAUGAAAGGUUUAAUGACGUUUUUCUCCAGCUAAGUUCCUUACUUUCCUUCAUCCAGGGACAUGGAAAUGUAAUAGGUGAAGUCUCCAAGUCAUUAAUAAGUCUGAACACCACACUGCUUGAUUUGCAGCUCAGUAUUGCAACACUGAAUGUCAGAGUCCAAGAGAAUGCAUUUAAACAGCAAGAGGAGAUGAGUAAAUUAGAGGAGCGUGUGUACAAUACAUCAGCAGAAAUUAAGUCUCUGGAAGAAAAACAAGUGCAUUUGGAACAGGAAAUAAAAGGAGAAGUGAAACUGUUGAAUAACAUCACUAAUGAUCUCAGGCUGAAGGAUUGGGAACAUUCUCAGACACUGAAAAAUAUCACUUUAAUUCAAGGUCCUCCUGGACCUCCAGGUGAAAAAGGAGAUAGAGGUUCCACUGGAGAAGUUGGUCCACCAGGCAUUCCAGGUCCAGUAGGUCCUCCAGGUCUUAAAGGUGAUCGGGGAGCCAUUGGUUUUCCUGGAAGUCGAGGAUUCCCAGGAUCAGUGGGGAAGACCGGGAGGCCAGGAUAUUCUGGACAAAAAGGCCAGAAGGGGGAAAAAGGGAGUGGAAGCAUGCUCACACCGUCUAAGAAAGUUCGACUGGUUGGUGGUAGCGGCCCUCACGAAGGCAGAGUGGAAAUUUUCCAUGAUGGCCAGUGGGGUACAGUUUGUGAUGACCGCUGGGAAUUGCGUGGAGGACAGGUCAUCUGUAGGAGUUUGGGAUACCAAGGUGCUCGAAAUGUGCAUAAGCGAGCUUAUUUUGGACAAGGUACUGGUCCAAUAUGGCUGAAUGAAGUAUUUUGUUUUGGGAGAGAAUCAUCUAUUGAAGAGUGUAAAAUUAGACAAUGGGGUGUGAGAGUCUGUUCACAUGCUGAAGAUGCCGGGGUCACUUGCAAUACAUAA